AUGAAACCGCCAAUAAUGAGAGAAUUGGAUGCCGAAUUCAAUGAGUAUCUUAAAAGCACAAAUAUCAGCACUGUUCUAAUCCAGUACAUUACUUCAGCGAGGCUCUAUUUGAAGAAGAAUAACUACGCCUUUGAUCAGGAAGAACUUACAGGAGUAUGCUUUCGUCUAUUGAAAGGAAAUAUUUAUGAAACUGGGAAGUUCCCAUUCAAGUAUUUUAAAGGUAUGUUGGAUCGGUGGAUGCAUACGUAUAUGACAAGACGGUCAGGCCUUCGGGACGUCUUUAAGGAUUUGGAGGCUCCUGAUAUCUCAGAAAUUGCAAAGGCAAUUAAGAUUGUCUUUCCAAGUCCCGAAGAACAAAAUAGACUCCUCAAAAGGACUCGGGAUUUUCAAAAAGAUUCCAUUGAAAAAUUCAUAGCCGCAAACUUACCAAAACAUCCCGUGGAAAAAGGUUAUGAUGAACAAAGUGAAGAGCAAGAAAGAGAAAGUGAAGGACGAGAACAAGAAAAUGAAAAGCGAGAAAGAGAAAUUGAAGACGCGCCAAUAUCACAAAGAAAACAAAAAAGAACACGCGUAGCUCCAAAGAUUCUCGAUUCAGAAGACACCGACAUCUCUGUUAAUAAUUCAAGCUUAUUCACCAAAGAGACAAUUGAGCCGGUUCCUACAACGAGAGUAUUAAGAAGACGAAAAGCUCCGUCGGAUACGGUGAUUAAUGAGGUAAUUGAAAAACCAAAAGCAAAAAAAGGUACUCCAGCCCUACCCAAUGAAACACAAACGAAUAAAGCGGCAAGGAACACCAAAACUGCCCUUCAGGGAAGGACCCCUAUCUCUAAUAGACCAACCAUCUCGAACAGAACUGCCUUAAUGAAUGAUGAUAUGAGAUCAAAUGGCAUAAUCUCUGCACCAAAAACAAAAGAGCAACAAAAGAGCAAAAUUUCUACUGCUUCCCGGCCUAGUAUUGCUAAAAGAUCCGAAUCCAGGGGUAAUGCCCCAGAAUCUCUCAGGAAAGAGAUUGCCGCUGUGGAAAUAAAAAAACCAUUUGACUCAGAGGAAACAGAUACAGAAUCCGACUUUGAAAAAUUACAGAACGAAAAUGAGGGGGAUCAGAACCAGGACAUUCUAAGAGAUUUGAUUAGAUCGUCAAGCUUAAAAGAUCUUGGGCAAUUUGACCUCGAGAAAGCGGUGGAAAUAAUAUCUGCGAGCGAGCGAGAUAAUGAAGCCGGUUUUAUAUCGCCUUUUGAGAAACGAGAAAUCCCAGACCGUCGAAUUCCAAAUGAUUUGGCAGACGCCACUAAGUUUUUCGAUAGUAAGCAGCUUGCAGUGUCCGAAUCUCAGGAUUUGGUUACCAUUAAUAAGGAACUGCUUGGGACUGAUGGUGAUGAGGCCAAAUUAAGAUUAUACAUUCAGGAUAAUAUGACUGACAACAUUUUGGAAUUCCAACUUCAAAUUGACGAUAUACACUACAAAGUGCUUGAGGAUGUCUUGUUAUCAGGGGCAAGUUUAACAGCUUUUAGCAAAGCAGCCUCAAUAGUAGAUAACUCCUUUAAUUUUGAGCCAACUAUGGAAACUGUCCUCAGAAACUCUCUCAGGAUUGCUACAAAAGAAGGGACAACGCAUUAUACCCCUAUUUACAAUCUUAUUAGAGCUCUUGUUGGUAAUGACUAUUUGAUGAGAUAUAUUAAAAGUAAACGAUACAAAAGAGAAGCCUAUUUUAAUGUGGAUGUUUUCCAAAAUGCUUUUGCUCAGGAAAAGGAUGACACGUUAUAUUUUUAUUUUGAUCUUUUCACCAAAAAAAUUGCAUCAAGUGGGGGCUCACAGAACUCAUGCGUGGUAUAUCAAAUCCUCAAUAUUCCAUUAGAGGCUCGUAAAUCCAGAAAAUUUAAGAUUUGCAGUGGAGUUACGGAAGAACUAAAUAACUUGCUAAAACUAUCGUUUUUGGAGGUUGAUGUCAUCAAUCAAAAUUGGGAUAUUGAUGGGCUAAAAAUUCAAGUGGUACCAAUAGUUAGCUCGAGUGAUUAUUUGAGUGCUGUAGAUCUAUUAUCACUAAAGGACCCAAAUAACCGGAAGCCUUGCGGUAUCUGUGAAACCGAAUUAAUUUUCAAUGAUGAUGACUUAGGGAAAACGAAAAGGAAUGAAAACGAUUGGACUCAUAAAGCUCGUGACAUGAGUAACGAAGAAGUAUAUGCUAGAAGCGGAAUUAUGUGGAAACCGUAUUUUUCCAAUAAAUGGCAAAUGGUAUAUCAAUUGAAUCAUUUCAAGCUAAGUCAGUUCCGAACUGUUCUAGAAAUGAUCCAUUCGGUAUUGGAUGAUGAGGAUAUUGAACUUCUUAAUGCUAUUUCUAAAAGCAUUACUCCCCCAAAUGAUAAACCAAAACUUGCAGUGGAUUUGUUCCCUCCAGAUAAUUUAACGAGUAGUGAUUUUGACAUCGCCAUGUGCAUUUUACCAAUUAUUGUUUAUCAAUUGGAGCGAGUUGUUGAAGCUGAUUUUGAAACGCUUUUAAUUUUGUUUUUCGAAUAUCAGUUGAUCAUCAAAAAGCAGUUUUAUACCCAGCAAGAGUUUACCUUCCUUCAUGCUUUCCCAUAUAUGUUUUUCGAUUUAAUGAGAAGAUGCUUUAGACCUACUGAGGAAGAAAGUCAGAAAUUUUACACUUUACAAUUGCAUCAGUUAUAUCAUACUUGGAAUCUUGUUCGAGCGGUGGGACCUUUGGCUUGUUAUGAGAGCGAAGGUCUUCAACGGGAAUUAGAGUUUAUCGAAGAUCUUGUUAAAUCAUGCCGAUAUUUGCCCAAAGCGUAUGAUUACAAACUUGCUGCUAUGAAUAAUCUCAAGUAUUUCAACAUUUCCCUUUGGAUUCCCGAAGAAAGUGUGAUAUUGAAGGACGAAGCGGAAAAUGGCAAUUUCAACAAAGUCUACUUGCAAAAGCUUGAUGAGACAAUUACAGACUGUUAUGUUGCUAUAGGCAAUGAUUUGAUCAAAGUCGAGACUUAUUACACUAGUGUGCAAGGCCCUAAAACCUCGCAAAACUUUAUGGGGAAAGUUGUUGAUCCAGGAAGAUGCAAAAUCUUUUAUGGUAUCUCAAAGCAAAUUUUGUGCGUCACUGUGUCUUCUGAUAACAGUGAUGAUGAAAUACUUGAAAGCUUUGAAGCGGUUAGGAUUGAAAAAUUGUUUUAUGUUUGCGAUCAUUUCUCAAACCAAGGGAAGAUUCUAUUGAUACGGCAAUGUUAA
Saccharomycopsis crataegensis is the source of this 3219-nucleotide messenger RNA. RefSeq lists its product as uncharacterized. Lineage: Eukaryota; Fungi; Ascomycota; Saccharomycetes; Ascoideales; Saccharomycopsidaceae. The transcript has a single exon. The record is from RefSeq and is a predicted model, not a curated record. Bases 1 to 3219 code for a protein of 1072 amino acids.